CUAUGCAUGUUAAAGGAGCAGAUUAGGGGUUUUUUUUAAGCAUGGUUGUAGAUAUUAAUUAAUACGCCAACUUCACUUCUUUAAACCUACCUUUGAGCUGGACUCUCACUCUCAUACAAACAGACAUUAUUGAUGUUUUAAAUAUACAGUAUCCUACUUAACUCUUAGGGCCGGGUCUAAUUUUAGUCACACUCAUACUGCUAAGCACAAAAAAAUUGCUUUUUAAAAGCAAAGUAUAAAAAAAACCCGUUAUACAUUAUUAUAUUCUACUUUCAUGGAGCAAUUAUUGAUAUCAAAUUAAAUUUGAAUUUGAAAAAUUGAAUUAAUUGAAUUUGAAAAAUGUAAUUAAUUGAACCCUUUAAAUGCCAGGUUGUUGACGCCACUAUGGUUUGUAGAUGAAACAAAAUUCAAUAUACUACAUGAAAAGAAGGAAUAAAUAGAUUGUGUUGAAUGAUUAGCAGCAACUCUUGUGACAGUGCCAUCUGCCAAAUAGGACGGCCAUUAUGAUCGGAUCGGAUCUGGUGGAGAGUAUAAAGAAUGAUCAGGCAAAAGCGCAGAUUGACACCCAGAUAUAAUAAAAUGCGAAAUGCAUGUAUUAUGCUUUAAAGGAAUGGGAAAAAAAUUGCAUUUUAAAUGGCACAUUUUUGGCACUUAACUGUGUGAGUGUAACACUUAUUUAUACACAGUGGAUACGAUCAAAUAAAAAUACACAAUAUUGCCAAAAGUCAUGCCAUAUGCAUGAACACAGCCAAAAUGAUUCAAAAAAACGAAGAAUGGGAAGCGUUUGAAAUGUGCGUAAAAUGCGCGUAAAAUGCGCACAACCGUCCCUAAGGCUUAAUAAGGAAACGGACUAUUUCUGUAUUUUGAUUUUAACAUCUACUCUUCUUAUAUCGUGCCCUUUCAGACAUUACGAACAAACAGGGCACUUUCUUAUUUGCUGGUGUCGCCUUCAUGCGCUGAGCUGAGAUGAACCGCGCAGUCCUGCAGUCCUGCACGGAACGGAAACUCUCAUCAUUCUGGAUCUGUUGGAGGCUGAAAACACGGGAGCGACAUGAGAGCGCGCGAACUUCUGAUCCUCAGAAUGGACCUAACUGUCAUCAUGUUGCUCAUCCACCUGACCCACAGCGAGACUCAAGCACUGGUGGCCAGCAGCAGAUCAGAAGUAGAGGCCAGGUGCCCGUUGGGGCAGUUCCCAUGUGGGAACUUGAGUGAGUGUCUCCCCCAGGCUCUGCAGUGCAAUGGACACAAAGACUGUCCUAAUGGAGCAGAUGAGCGGCGCUGUGGGGACAACGUCGGAUGGGCGGACCUGUUUGGACAAACACUACAGAAUGCCGAUCCUGUGGACCAGGACUUUCAGAAAGAGUGCUUGUUGCAGGAGUAUCCAGAGAGCUGUGAUUGCAUCCAGACAGAUGUGGAGUGUGUGGAGGUCAACCUGCAGACUGUUCCACCCCUGUCUCCAAAUGUGACCUGGCUGUCACUGCGGAGCAACGAGAUUCGAGUGCUGUCUGACUUUGAUUUCUCGGAAUUCUCCGCCCUACAGAGACUGUUUCUUCAAAACAACAGCCUCCAGUCAGUAUCCAAACAUGCCUUCAGUGGCCUGUACAAUUUAAAGAGGCUGUUUCUCAGUGAGAACCUGAUAUCUUCCCUCAGUCCUGGUGUGUUCAGAGAUCUGCACCAGUUAGAGUGGCUGAUGUUGGACCAUAAUCCACUCGGAGGUUUGUCCCAGGACACAUUCAUCGGACUCCAGUCUCUCAUGUAUCUAUCCAUGGUGGACACCUCGCUGCUGCAGCUUCCACACCCAAGCUUUUGUCAACACAUGCCCGCGUUGGACUGGCUGGAUCUUGAGGGAAACCAGAUUCAAACUCUCAACUACUCCCUCCUGAAGUCCUGCAGCAAGCUUGGGGUCCUGUUACUGAUGGACAACAGGAUAAGACGAGUGCCUGAAAACACCUUCCAGUCUCUGUGGAAACUGGCUGAGCUGAACCUGUCCAGUAACAGGAUAAGGGAGCUGCCAAAAAACACCUUUAAAAACCUUUCCAAAUCCCUUCUUAAACUAAAUGUCUCCUACAAUCCUCUUCUCCGCAUUCACCCGAGCCACUUCAACCAUCUGACACAUCUUCAGUCUUUGGCGCUGGAAGGAAUAGAAAUCCCGGAUAUUCAGACUAAGAUGUUUCUCCCUAUGGAGAACCUGUCCCACAUAUACUUUACAAAGUUCCAGUACUGCUCGUACGCGCCGCACGUCAGGUCCUGUAAGCCCAACACAGACGGUAUAUCUUCCUUUGAGGACCUGCUGGCUAACGUAGUGCUGCGAGUGUCCGUCUGGGUCAUGGCCUUCAUUACGUGCUUUGGCAACCUCUUAGUCAUCGGCAUGAGGUCACUGAUCCGAGCGGAGAACAAUCUGCAUGCUGCCUGCAUCAAGGUCCUGUGCUGUGCAGACUGCCUCAUGGGCGUGUAUCUGUUCUUUGUCGGAGUGUUCGAUGUGAAGUUUCGCGGGCAGUACAACCGCAACGCUCUGCUCUGGAUGGAGAGCGUGGAGUGUCGGACCAUCGGAUUCCUCGCCAUGCUCUCGUCAGAGGUGUCCGUUCUCCUCCUGACCUAUCUGACUCUGGAAAAGUUCUUGGUUAUUGUCUUUCCCUUCAGCAACCUACGCCCAGGAAAACUUCAGACGGGGGUGGUGCUGGCCUCUAUCUGGCUACUGGGGUUCAUUAUUGCUGCCGUGCCUCUCAUGAAUGAGGACGUGUUUGGAAACUAUUAUGGACGCAACGGAGUCUGCUUCCCCCUGCACUCUGACAGGCAAGAAAACCCUACUGCCAAAGGAUAUUCCACAGGGAUUUUUCUGGGUCUGAACCUGGUGGCGUUCCUGGUGAUCGUCUUCUCCUACUCCAGCAUGUUCUUCUCCAUCUACAAAACGGGCAUUAACGCCACAGACCUGAGAAGCAGGCUGCACAAAGAUGUGGCCGUGGCCAACAGGUUCUUCUUCAUCGUGUUCUCUGACGCCCUCUGCUGGAUUCCCAUAUUCUUGGUCAAAAUCCUCUCACUGUUGAAGGUGGAGAUACCUGGGACCAUCUCCAGCUGGGUCGUCAUCUUCAUCCUGCCCAUCAACAGUGCCCUGAACCCCAUCCUUUACACGUUGACCACCAGCUUCUUCAGGGAGCAGGUGGAACUCUUACUCUGCCGCUGGCAGAGGAGACACAUCUUGAAAAAGGACCGCAAAAGCCUCACUUCCUCCACAAUCUUCAUGGAGACGGCGCGGCCUCCCUGCUACCGGCAGCCGGCCUACUUCCAGCGGGUGUCGCUCAACGGCGCGGAUCCUCGCUAUGCCUGAGGGAGGCGGGAACUUUCCUGGAAACUAUCGACGCAGGGGCCGUCUUUCGGCUCCUGCGCGACACUUGCACUAGCGGGACAAGGUUGACAAUCCUUGAGCUUUUCUCUUUAUGUUAUGUAAAAAAAAAAAUGCCAACGAUGAGACACUUUUGUUCGAAGCAGCUUUCCCCUCCCCCCCCUUCCCUCUCAUGUAUUUAUACACAGAGAGCUCUUUAGGAUGCAGUGUUUUUGCAUGAAGACAGGACGAGCCAGGGAUCAAAUCACCAGUCAUGCACUCACAGUGGUCGGGCCCUUUGUGCCGCGUAAAAGCCCAAUUCCAUGUUGCCGUGCUUCAUCUGUUCUAGGUGAGGGCACCGUGGAAUAACAAAGAAUGGAUGGGAGAGUAAAUACCAGCAUACUGUGCACACUAUACAUCACAAUGGAGCCCGUAUACGUGAUUUUGAGAUGGAACUGGGAGACAAAGUGAUCUCAGAAACACGUUUUUUCUACAGAGUGAAUGAAGAAUGAAGAAUUUAGAUUUAAGGGUUAUUAGUAUCAGAAGUCACGGAAUAAGUCUUGGGCUGCGAAAAUAAAAAGUAGCUCUUAAACUGUUAACUUUGAAUUGAAUUAAGCCCUACAAAUGAAAAAUGAUACCAGCACUGUAUGCAAAAAUAUGUACAUAUUUUACCUUGUUAUUUAACCUGCUUUGCAUAUCAUUUUUUUUUUUAACAUUGUCCACAAUAUGAUCCAAAUUCACAUUAGUAGCACAAUUAAAGUUAUUAAGCCAUUGUGAACAAUCGGUUGCAUUUAUUAUGCCAUCUGCUUCUUCCACUUAAUUUCUGCUCUCUGUCUGUGUCCUUUUGCAUCAUUUUAUUCUGAAUUUUAUUUUUUAUUCUGAAUUACAUUUAUCUUAAUCCUCAUCUACACAGAAAUGUAGAAACUGAAGCUACACAAUAAGGAAGGCAUUUGCAUUUUAGUAUAGCUUUCAUGUGUUACCCUCUAAAACAAUGCAUACAUUACUGUGUUCAAGUCUUCGGCCACCAUUAGAUGUGUUGUUUGAGCAAUGCUAUAAUAUCCAUGACCAUACAGUGUCAUUUUUUCCCAGUCAUUUUAUUGAAACACAUCCAAAAACAUGUAUACAGUUUUAAAUAACAAUGCUUCUAUAGGUUUAAUUUUCAGGUAAAACCAUUAGAAAAGGGGGCCACACGGUGGUGUAGUGGUUAGCACUCUCGCCUUGCAGCGAGAAGACCCGGGUUCGAGCCCCGGUUGGAACAAGGGCCUUUCUGCAUGGAGUUUGCAUGUUCUCCCCGUGUGUGCGUGGGUUCUCUCCGGGUACUCCGGCUUCCUCCCACAGUCCAAAAACAUGCAAUGUGGGGAUAGGUAAAUUGGACACUCCAAAUUGACCAUAGGAGUGAGUGUGAGAGUGAAUGGUUGUUUGUCACUAUCUGUGUGUGGCCCUGCGAUGGACUGGCGAACUGUCCAGGGUGUACCCCGCCUAUCGCCCGAUGUAGCUGAGAUUGGCACAGCACCCCCCGCGACCCUCUGGUUGAGGAUGAAGCGGUAGAUGAUGACUGACUGACUGACCAUUAGAAAAGGUCUAUUGCACCAGGUUUAUUCUGCACGUGCUUGUGUUUUACACAUGUUGUCUAAGUUUGCUGAUUUACAUUAUACACUAUAAGACCAACUUUCAGUCACAUCAUUUUUGCACAGUGCUGUACAUGCAACAAACAUGAUUUCAUCUCUUUAAUGGGACAUUAAAUCAUCAUUUGUUUUAUUUGUAUUAUUAUUCCCACUAAUAAUGCUGUCUUAUUGAAAUGAUUAUACUUGACACUUGAAAAACAGCAGAAAAAAAAAAGAUUUCACCUCACUGAAAUGACUGUUUGUAAAUUUGUUUUGAUAUAAUCUGAAUUUCCGUGCCAUUUUGUUUGUUAUUUACACUUUUGGUCAGUUCUCUUUUGCUGUUGUUACUGUAUUAUGUUAUAUGUCAUCUGGACUGUUCUACGUUGUAUUUAUACUUUUUUAUACACACAUUAUUAUUAUAAUACAGUAUAUUAUUAUGACAACUGGAUAAUGUUGGAAACACAUCAUGGAAAUUCAUAUCAAUGAGGAGAAAAAUCAUUGCACAAACUUCUGCCAAGUAUAAACCAAGCAGUGGAACCUCCUCUCAUGAAAUAAGACCCAUCAAUUCCUCUUAUGCUGUGCAGAAUUUUGCUGUUAUACUAUUUGGGACCUGUCUCGUCUGUAUAUCGUCUAUCGUAUCAUUGUGUUUGUUUAAGUCAAGUUUAAGUGAAUCAUGUGUUUAUGCGUUUCCCCCACAGCUCUUCAGAUGAAACAAUAAUAAUAAAAAAGUACACAGAAGUAUUUUUGCUUCCUCUUUCCUAGCAAUUCUCUCGUAAGAAAAAAAUAGUAAUUUAAUAAAAUGAAAACUAUUGGCUAAAAACA
Messenger RNA from Solea solea (common sole), 5745 nucleotides. RefSeq names its product relaxin family peptide receptor 2a (gene rxfp2a). Gene Ontology annotation, molecular function: G protein-coupled receptor activity; protein binding. The record is from RefSeq and is a predicted model, not a curated record. The coding region runs from base 1052 to 3325 and encodes 757 amino acids. The transcript is spliced from 21 exons. NCBI's taxonomy places the organism in Eukaryota, Metazoa, Chordata, Actinopteri, Pleuronectiformes, Soleidae. Gene Ontology annotation, cellular component: membrane. Gene Ontology annotation, biological process: G protein-coupled receptor signaling pathway.